AUGACAACCGCCACUAGUAACAUCAGCUAUGCUGAACCCAUCGAUGCGAUCCCUGUUGAUGACGCGCCCCCCAGCACCACCUCUACCUUGCCGGCAAGCCUUGCGACAUCUACAACAGAUGGAACGACCACCACCACUGCACCGCCAACAUCAGAGAUGACCCAACCAACCUCGAGCGACGCACUGGAGACAUCGUCUACAAGCACUGCUAUCAGCGCAACCAACUCUGCCAGCUCUGCUUCCACUGCGACCGCCAGCUUGCAAGAGGGAUCGACUCUGGCUACGACCAGCUUCUAUGUCGAGCCGGCACGCACUCGUCCUCCGACUACCACCGAGGCCGCGGAGAGCACCACCGAAGAGGCUUCCACGACAACGUCCCUGCUCCAAGCGUCCUGCAGGCUGACGUUGGCCGGUGAUGUGCUACAAUCGGAAGCUGAGAUGCAAUCUCAUGUGGUCACCUCCCUGGCGGAGGCCUUGCAGGUGCCUCAGAGCCAUUUGAGGAAUGUCGUUGUCCAGUUGGGCGGUCGACGUCUUGCGGCUGCAGUGCGGACGUUGCGCGUAGACUACGAGAUUCUCGUGACUGGCGCCGUGAAGCCACUGCUGCAGAAAGUGAUGGACUUGACGGAUGCGGGCAGUGACACGUUUUCAAGGUUUUCUCACUCUCUGGCAGAGGAUGCAAAUGUCGAGAUCCGCAGUGUGGAGCUACUGGAUGUGCCACACGU
Molecule: messenger RNA, 722 nt
Organism: Symbiodinium sp. CCMP2456
Lineage: Eukaryota; Dinophyceae; Suessiales; Symbiodiniaceae
Source: the annotation of a GenBank genome assembly